Molecule: messenger RNA, 875 nt
Organism: Dermacentor andersoni
Lineage: Eukaryota; Metazoa; Arthropoda; Arachnida; Ixodida; Ixodidae
Source: RefSeq, a predicted model, not a curated record
AUAAGUCAAACCUGUUUAGUAGAGAAGGCAAAGCAUAUUUUAGAGGUUGAAAACCGUAGUUCGUACGUGGAUGAGACAGACCAGUAUUCAAGGUGUCGUGUAGGGUAGUAGUGAAUGUUGGUGUGUAGGUUAGCAACAUUGGAUAAAAAUAAUAUGCCAUGUUCAAUUUGCGAUUGGUCUAGCUGUAAAAGAAUGUAAUGGUACAUGUUGGAUAAGCGCAUGAUGCGAUAGGUUGCAAACAGUGGUUUGAAAUGUCAGCUGUAACGCAGGCAGCAAUUGCUCUAAGCGAAUUCUUCUGCAUAACUAAGAGCUUCAUGAUGUUUCUUUCACCGCACUUCUCACAUAGGUAUGCGAUGUCCUUUCUUUUCUUUUUCAUCGGUGCCGAAAAUGAACCGCUCGAGAUCGACAUGGUCUCGUCCUGGCCGCAUCUGCCGAGCAAGGACGAUGCUGGUCUUUCGUGCAUCAUCGGAUCAUGCAUCAGGGCAGCACGGUGGUCUACUGUACGAGUCAGGCUGGCAAGCGGGCCGCUGUCUUGCUGCCUGCACUGCGGACCUGGUAGCCAGGCCUUCGAGUACGAUGGUGUCUGGAAGCCCGCCCUGCUGACCUGGUGGCCAGCUGCUUGAGCAGCCUGGUGUCCUGAUGCCAGCCCUGUGGAUCUACUCACCAGCUGAUCCAACGACGUGGUACCUCGGUGCCCGCCCUGCUGGCCUGGUGUCCAGCUAGUCUAGCUGCAUGAUGUCUUGCUGCGCACCCUGUAGACUUGGUGGCCAGCUGUUCUGGUCGCCUCCUACGCUGCUGAUCAGAAGAACACGCGUGCGCUAAGAAAUCACAGGUGGCGAAACUUAUUUUCUAUCACAAUUUCUUCAUCAAAAAGA